UUAAUCGAUUCGAUAUUAUGUUAUAAAUGUAUCGAUAUUCGAUAUAUCGAAUAGAAAAAUAUUUUUCAAAACAUCGAAACAAUCCGAUAUAUCGUAUGGAAACAUCGAGUACUUUCGAUAUAUCGACGAUAUUUGUACAUCCCUAUUUUGGCCUAGAUUCUUUUGUUUCUUUUAAAAUUAAAAAAAGUAAUGUCAAUUGUCAUGUCAUUCGCUAUGAUUUGUACCGUAUCCCUGUGAAUUUUAAUAAUUUCUAUUUUAAUUUGUAGUGAAGUCAUGGUUUAGUAUUGCAAAUAACAAUAUGUCAUUACAAGAGAAUCUUAAGGAAUUGGGCUGGAACUUGAGUGAAGAUGGUACCAAUACUGUUAGUGAAAACGGUCAAAUACAAGAUGUGAACAUUAUAAGUAAGAGAGCCUUGGAUUUUGAUUUGCGAGAUAUUGGAGAUGCAGCUUUCCCAGAAGACUUUCCUAAAGAUCCAAGUAAACUUGAGAAACCGAUAAUAGUACAAAUUCAAAAAAUACGAAAUGUGUCUGCUCCAAAAGCUAAUGAGGAAUCAAAUUCUGCUCCAAGGAUGCUCAAAUUGACAUUGCAUGAUGGAAAAUCAACAUGCACGGGGUUGGAGAUAAGUCCUAUAUCAAGUCUCAGUAUUAACACACCACCUGGCACCAAGUUGUUGCUCAAUCCUGAUGGUUUAGAUGUGUGUCAUGGAGUAAUAUGGCUAACACCUAGUGUUAUAACUGUAAUGGGAGGGAAAGUUUCUCAUAUGAUUGAGAAAUGGGAGUUGAAUCGUAGUCUUGCUAAGCACACCAGAGGUGGUAUAGGUGCAGAUGGUGGUCCACCACCUUGGAUUCCAUUUGGUCAAAGACUAGAAGCGCAAACUGUUGAUAAGCAAUUUAAAAGUCUUCAGGAACAAUCUAAGCAAGACAAUGCUGAGUUUGAAGCUCAAAGAAAAGGAGCCAUCGCUGAAGCACAAAGACUCUCUGGUGUUAAAAAGGUAUUUGGUGGAGGUACUAAGCCAUUGCUGGAUGCUAAUGUCCAAAAAAUUGUUGAUGCUGGAUUUUCGGAGGAGCAAGCUGAGAAUGCUUUAAAAUAUACAAAAAAUAAUGUUGAUAGGGCACUCAAAAUAUUACAAAAACGAGACAAUUCUGAAAAUAGAAAUAAAGAGAAACCUCAAAAAGAACCGGAUCAACCUAAACGUAAAGGUCGUAAUAAAGAACCUAAUGAUGAAGAUAGUAUAUCAGUCAAACCAUCAGGUAAAGUGUCUUUGUUUGAUUUCCUUGAAGAUAAAUUACCUAAUGUCCCAGAAAAGGAUAAGAGUCGUUAUAAUAACUCUAGCAACGACGAUAGGGGUGAGAGAAGUUAUGGAAAUCGUGAUAAAAGCAGUGCCAAAAACAAUCCACGUUCUCAAAGUUCAAGAUAUGAAAGCUCUAACAGACAUAGGUCUGAAAAUAGAGGUCAUUACUCCAAUGAUAAUAAUCAUUCAUCUCAUAGGGAUGAUAGAAAAUAUCAAUCGCAAAAUGAAAAACCUCCAAGAUUUCAGAAAAAGUUGGAAGAAAAAAAUAAACAGCAUCAUCAACAACACCAACAUCACCAACAACAACAUCAGCAGCAGCAACAACAACAAAUGUCUAUGAAUAUGAAUUUACAAUAUAAUAAUGCAUACCAUAAUCAACCAUCAUCUCAUUAUUCAGAUAGGAAUAUGAGAAAUGAUAGAGGUAUAAUGGAUAGCAAAAUGCAACAGCCACAAAAUUACAGAGGUAAUCCCAACAUGGAAAAUUUAGUUGAAGCUACGGCUAAUUUGAAUUUAAUGCAAAAUCAAUCACGAGUGUCAGAUGUGGAUCAGCAACGCAGCUAUCAAGCUCAUAUGGAACAAGGUUACUCAAAACAGUCCUAUGUGCCCAACCAGAACAUGCAAGAGGUACCACCAUUUAGGAGGAAUAAUGAUGUGCAGAAGUAUCAAGAGCAAACAUAUCAAAGAAGACAGCAGCCACCUAAUGGCUACAUUGAACAGCAACAGAAUCCAAUGUAUCCAAACAUGAAUUAUCUGAGCGGCGCCCAAGCUGGGUAUGGCGGGCGGCAGUAUGGAUACGGUCCGAGGCCACAGGAGUACAACAACAUGCGUAGUGGAGGACCAUUUUUGCCUGGAUCCCUGUUGGGUUUCCAGAAUGCUGCAGUGAAUGAACAAGCUCGAGCCAUGCUUGGUGUUGCCGAUAUCAACUGGAAAGUUGGCGACCGUUGCCUGGCACUAUACUGGGAAGAUAAUAAUGUGAGUGAACAAAUUUCAUGUCAGAUCAGAUAACAUGUCUUCAACUUAAGUAUAUGAUAGCUUAAACGUAACAUUCUUAAUAUAUCUUUAUGCUGGAUUCCUUGCGGAUAGACACAUACUGUUUAUUUAAAUAUUUUUUUUUUCAGUUUUAUGAGGCAGAGAUAACUGGCAUCUCUGCAAAUACUGUAGUAGUGAAAUUUUGCGCAUAUGGUAAUCAUGAAGAGGUCCUCAAAUCUAAUUGCUUGCCCAUCCCUAAUCAAGGUAAUAAAUAGUUUUUUAAUUAAUAUAAUAAAAAUAACAAUAUUCUGAAUUCUUAGACAGCAAUGACAAAAAGCUCACUUAUUUAGAUAUCUCAUAAAUGUGUACUGCAAACACAGAACUCGGAA
Molecule: messenger RNA, 2649 nt
Organism: Diatraea saccharalis (sugarcane borer)
Lineage: Eukaryota; Metazoa; Arthropoda; Insecta; Lepidoptera; Crambidae
Source: the annotation of a GenBank genome assembly